This is a messenger RNA of Vombatus ursinus (common wombat), 3641 nucleotides long. It is a transcript of the gene RBM44, whose product is annotated as RNA binding motif protein 44. The record is from RefSeq and is a predicted model, not a curated record. The coding region runs from base 1 to 3381 and encodes 1126 amino acids. The transcript has 15 exons. NCBI's taxonomy places the organism in Eukaryota, Metazoa, Chordata, Mammalia, Diprotodontia, Vombatidae. Gene Ontology annotation, molecular function: RNA binding.
AUGGUUUCAGAUGAGCCAUCAAGUCCCAAGAGAAAACAUUUCUUCCUGGCCUCUCACUGUUAUGAUAAAAACGUCAGUGGUGAAAGUCUGUUCACUAUUUCUCGUGAUCGCUGCAGUUUCUUGGUAUUGGAGCAAAUGGAUAAAGACCACAUGAGCCUCUUGGACGAAAGAGAGACAUCCGAGCUGUCCUCAGGGAGCCCCCCAGUCUCUCUUGGGAGAGCUCCGUAUCAGUCGAGUGCACUUUCGGGUGUGGUUGACUAUGCUCUCUUGAAUGAUACCUAUUCCAUCAAUAUCCCAGACUCAGAUUCUAAAUUGAAAGAACAUUUUACAUAUCUGAGUUCAGAGACAGAUCUUGAAAUGCAAAAAGAAGAGCGAUUUUUUGAUAUACUUAAAGACCAAAACAAAGAUUCUGGUGUUUUGAAAGAAAUCUGCGGAAAUGUAGAUGGUGAUUACAAGAUUAAUGCUAGUGAUAUUCAGAAGCAUGAUCUGGAUGAAGAUUCCCAGCAGGAAUAUCACAGUGCUGAAGAGCAAGAUUACUCUGGUUUCCAUUUAGAUUUUGACCAAAUUAAGACACUAUGUACCCCUAAUUCAGAAGUCGUAGAGUUGGAAAAUUCAGAUUAUGAAAUUAACUGUGCUAAUGGUCUGGGCGAGAAUCACGUGAAGAAAUUGGAAGGUGGUACCUUUUUCUCCUAUGAGUCAACUCACAUUCACACACAAGAAGAAGGUAUGGCCAAGGUGCCUGAACUUCAUGAUCACCUGUCUCUAACCGAGUACCACGGUCAGAAGUACCGGAGGUGCCGAGAACAAGAGACAAGUUUCACGAACCAGAGUUUACUUAAUGGCAUGGUACACGUGAGUGGUACAGCAGAAGAGCAGGACGUUGCCUGCAGUCAGACUUCUCAGUUAAUCAGCAGUGCAGGGAAACCUCAGCAGACAUGCAAAGCCAGUAUCUCUCCUGACAAAAGGAAGUCUCAGAUGACUGAGAAGAAAGAUGUCUGUGGGGAAGCAGGGGAGAACGCCAUUCUGAAGAGUGUGGAAAACCCUAGUUUGUUCCUGGAAAGAGUUUCAGCGGUAUCACAGCAGCCCAGCAAAUGUUGGCAGAGUUCCACAACUUUUAUUUUUGAUGAGUCGGAUAUGUCUGCCUAUGACCAGUCAUGUUAUAAAUUCAUCCAGAGCACCACCAAGCCAGGCUUAGAUUUGCCCACGACAAUGCCACAGGUUUCGGCCAAAGAGAGUCAUUUGAUAGAAGAAGGUAGCCCUACAAAAGCAGUCAGCAAAACACACCUUAUCAGUGUGGAGCCCAAGCAUCUCAAGCGCUCAGUGGAUGCAGCCCGUGACCGUCUUGUUACAGUUAACCAGACGGUUGAUGCCAGCUCUGAUUUUAGGGCCUGUUUCACCACGAGCAGGGCCACAAGUGCAAGGUCUUCUGUGGCAUCCAGGUCAAGCAAUACAGAAAUAACCAUGAUGAACAAAACACGACCCAGCGAGUGGCCAGAUGAGAAGCCAAGAAGCAUCGCCUGCAACACAGACUGGUCCUGUCUGCAGGAGCGGGCAGAAGAAGAGGGUCACUUACGAGGGAUUUUCCCCAAAGGGCAAGAAAAGCCGUUUCCAGUUGAGAAUUCAAAAGCUAAUGACAAUUUGUUAAUUCGGGAUUGCCUGGAAUUGAAAAAUAAAUGUGAUGUCAAAGACUUAAAGAAAAAUCCUGAGAGUCAGUUUCAACCUUCUGAAGACGUGGAGAGGGAUUUUCCUUCCAAAUGCUGUCAGAAAACGUUGCAGAGAGCCAUAAAAGCAGAGUUGCUGCUUUUAAAAGCCCAUUAUCAGAUGUGUCAUCAGCAUUGUUGGAAAAUUUACAGACUUAUAAUGGAAGAAAAGGAAAGCUUUACUAGGAAUUUUGCAAGUGAUUUUGCUAAAACAGAAUUAGGAUCGACAUUACUGUCUGUCUUUGGAGAUCUGAAAUUUAAGUAUUUGAGUAUGAGAGAAAAAAUAACAAAGGGAGUACCAUUGGAUGAAUUGCCUCCCCUUUCUGUGGAGUCCAAAUUGUCAUCUUUCUUUUCCACUUUUAUUCCUUCCAAGCUAAUGAAAGAAGGCUCUCAUAUCCUUUCAGGACCAAACUCAGGCCUCAUUGAUGUUCCUGUUGCAUAUAACGCUGACCCCGGUGCUACCAACCUGAAAAGGACCCUUUCUCAGACUGCUCGUGCAUCUGAAAAUUGUCAUCCUAAACAAGAAACAGCCCCUAAGAAUGAAAGCAGAAAGACCUGGGAUCUGAAUGUCGGCAUCAGAAAUCUGAAACUUGAAGAUGAAGACUACACAAAAUGUCGGGAAAUAAGCGAAGACUGGUUUGAUGCUAAAGAAAACCUUACAGGAAUUGACUGCUCAGAAAUACCAAAAAAUCAAACAGAGCGAGACAAGAGGAACCCUGAAUUCACCCCGGAGAAGAAGAUUAGGGAACCUUCCCAGAGGGAGCCAAACAGAAAUUAUCUCAUUCACGUCGGCAGCUUGUGCCCUUCAGUUUCCGAGACUGACUUAAUGUCUCAUUUCCAGAAGUAUCAAGUUUCUGAAGUUUCCAUUUGCACUUCUUCUCAUAACUACAGGUAUGCAUCUCUUGUUUUUAAAAAAGCUAACAAAGCCAGGAUGGCUGUGGAAGAAAUGAAUGGGAAAGAAAUCAAUGGGAAAUCGGUCAGUGUCCGCCUGGUCAAAACCCCUGUAGAAAACGCCCCGCCCCUGUCCUUCAGGAAUGAAAGCAGGCUUGCCCCUGGCGGUUUGGAGAAGACUAUGGACAGUAAAGGCUCCAGCUCAGCCCCGUCGCCUGCCAAGUUACCGGCUCACGUGUUGAGGCCUCCUGGACCCGAGCAAGAAAAUAUUUAUCUUUCCGUCGACCAGAAGAGUGGCAAGAAAGGUUUUAAGCAGAAUAAAGCUGUUAAAUUCUUACCCGAGACCCCUCUUCCAUACAUCCCUCCCAAUACUUUGAACCUGGGGAGCUUCACCAGGCUUGUGAAGAAACUCGAAGGUCUGCACCCUGAUGUCAGCAGAGACACGAUCAUCAAUGCCCUCCAGGAGGUGAGGACAAAUAACAAAGGUUUUCUAAGUGGCUUACCCCUGACCACCAUAGUGGAGAUGACCACCUCUGUCCUGAGAAACUCUGCCUUCAAGAAAGAAGAGAAGAAACACUGUGAGGAGAAUCUUCAGAAGAAAGUUCUAGAAGAUAAACCCAUUGUGGAAACCGGCCAGCAGCGGUCAUUUCUGCUGGGGAGUUCCGAGAGAGCCAGGGAGGGGUCAGCUUCAUUCUCAUACCGCUGGACUCAGAGCUUGUUUAUUGAGAAGCCGGGUCACUUUGCCCUUGUGGCCCAUUCCCCAGUUUGGAUGGAAAAGCCACUGGUGUGAUCCUAGUAAGAGAAUGUCUCCUUUCGACCCCAAAUGCCAGGUGGCUCAAAGAGGCUGGUUAUAGGCCACUGGUCGGUCAGUGUAGACACUGGCCACUCAUUUGUUUUCACCUGUCUGUUUCCUAAAGUUGAGCGAGCUGUUCUCAUAGGCAUCAUCCCAGCAGGAUGUUUGGCGGGAUCUAGUGCAGCCAGGUGUGUUUCACUGCUGACUUGGUAGCUUUUCAGGUGAGCAGCGGCUGGGGCCUGGAGGUGCUGUUGAAA